AUGCCAACCGGCACCAUCGUCUACUUCCCCGUUAGAGGGCGCUGCGAGGCCAUGCGCAUGCUGCUGGCUGACCAGGGCCAGAGCUGGAAGGAGGAAGUGGUGACCAAGGAGACUUGGAUGCAGGAACAGCUCAAGGCCUCUUGUCUGUACGGGCAGCUCGCCAAAUUCCAGGACGGGGACCUCAGCCUGUACCAGUCCAAUGCCAUCCUGCGGCACCUGGGCCACUCCCUGGGCCUCUACGGGAAGGACCCUCGGGAGGUGGCGCUGGUGGACGUGGUGAAUGACGGCGCGGAGGACCUGCGCUGUAAAUAUGGCUCCCUCAUCUAUACCAACUACGAGGCUGGCAAGGAAGAUUAUCUGAAGGCACUGCCUGGGCACCUGAAGCCCUUUGAGACCCUGCUGUCCCAGAACAAAGUGGGCCAAGCCUUUAUCGUGGGCGACCAGAUCUCCUUUGCCGACUACAACCUGCUGGGCCUGCUGCUGAUCCACCAAGUGCUGGCUCCCAGCUGCCUGGACGCCUUCCCCCUGCUCUCGGCCUACGUGGCACGGCUCAGCGCCCGGCCCAAGCUCAAGGCCUUCCUGGCCCCUCCCGAGCACAUCAACCUCCCCAUCAACGGCAAUGGGAAACAGUGAGGGCCAUGGGAGCUUGGGUGGGCGUGGGGGUUGCCUGCCUGCCUUUACUGGCCCACCACCAGCCAGUGCUGUCAAGAC
This is a messenger RNA of Echinops telfairi (small Madagascar hedgehog), 711 nucleotides long. Its product is annotated as glutathione S-transferase P-like. Gene Ontology annotation, molecular function: glutathione transferase activity. Lineage: Eukaryota; Metazoa; Chordata; Mammalia; Afrosoricida; Tenrecidae. The record is from RefSeq and is a predicted model, not a curated record. The transcript has a single exon. Gene Ontology annotation, biological process: glutathione metabolic process. The coding region runs from base 1 to 633 and encodes 210 amino acids. Gene Ontology annotation, cellular component: cytosol.